Messenger RNA from Cucurbita moschata (crookneck pumpkin), 845 nucleotides. Its product is annotated as 23 kDa jasmonate-induced protein-like. The transcript has 3 exons. The coding region runs from base 104 to 754 and encodes 216 amino acids. Lineage: Eukaryota; Viridiplantae; Streptophyta; Magnoliopsida; Cucurbitales; Cucurbitaceae. The record is from RefSeq and is a predicted model, not a curated record.
GUUGAAUCUUCGAAAAAUAGAAAAUUCAAAUAGGUUUGCACGUUGACACUUUUUAGUCGGAUCAACCCAACUAACCGAAAAUAAGUCUUAUUGAAAGCUGUUCAUGGCAUGCAACGUGUUCGGCGAUCCAAUUACAUAUUCGAGUUUGGAAAGAAUGUCGGAAUACGUUGGAAAGGAGAAAAGAAGUGAAGAUAGGGCAUACGUGGCAUUACAAUUGAAGAAUGUUGGAGCAAAAGGUAAGAAUGCGCUUGAAUACUUGGAGAAGUUGAAUGCACAAUGGGGAACCGAAGUCUCAACAAUGGGCUUAAUUUACAACGCUACUGGAAAUGCCAUAAAGCUUUUGAAAACUCAUGAUUGGCAUGGUUGUAUUGGAGCUUCACCUUUUCCUAUUAGGAUUGAAAAUGGACAAUGGGGUGUGUUUCUACAUGUCGAUACGGACUUAACAGGCUCAGAAGCUGCUGUUGUAUAUCGAGGCGAAAACUUGCGUGGUGUAACUACUGAUUGGUUUCUAUCUUGGUCUAAUCCACCAUCAUAUCAGCUCACAACAAACAAGGUUUUCACUAAGCGUGAUGAACAUAAUCCUUUUGUUGGUGCCAAUCAUUCUUCUGGAAAUGAUCUUUGGAAUUCGCUCUCUAAAUUGCUGCAUGAGUCAUCUCUCUGCCAUUCAGUGAACCAGUACGAAAGCCAAUCAGCUGGUUCCAUUGGAAAUGGUAGCACUGUCAUUUGUGAGGCAAUUUUCAGUAUAAUAAAUUGAUCAAACCCUACCUUAUCCAAUCUAUAUAUAUAGGCCUUUCUUUGUACAUGCAUAGUUUAAAUAAAACAUCUAUUUACCAUAAAUGGAUGUA